CUUGGUCUCUGGAUAAAAACAAAUAAAGAUGAAAGAAAAAAACAGUACACACACACUCAUAUAUAUAUAUGAUGCAUCUUGUUGAUAGUAAACUAAGGUAAGCUAGUGUUCAAUAAUAUGAUGCAUAAAUGUGUUAUGUCUUUGGUGGUAUGCAUAUUAUUUAUGAGUGGUGGUCUUGGGAGGUCUUGCAUUGAAAAGGAGAGGCAAGCUUUACUGGAUGUUAAAGCUAACCUAAACAACUUUCAUGGACAUCUAGAUGAUUGGGGAAGAGAAGAAGAAAAAAUGGAUUGUUGCAAAUGGGAGGGUAUCACUUGUAGCAACCAUAAUGGUCAUGUGAUUGAGCUUGAUCUUUCUUUCAAAGGCAUCGCAGGUAAAAUUAGUCCGUCGUUACAAGUGUUAAAUCAACUAAAAAUUCUUAAUCUGAAUUAUAUUAAUUUUCAGUCCAAUCAUUUACCCAAGUUUCUUGGUUACCUGCCCAAGUUAGAAAGUUUGGAUAUUUCAGGUGCUAAUCUUAGCGGACCUAUUCCUUAUCAACUUGGCAAUCUCUCAAACUUGCUUCAUCUUGAUCUUAGUAGUAACUCUUUGGGGGGAUCUAUUCCUUUUUCUUUUGUAGAUUUGACUUCUCUCACCUAUUUAAAUCUCUCACAAAAUCAGCUAGUAGGUGCCAUUCCAAAAUCAUUUGGGAACAUUGUGGGUCAAUUUGAAAAUCUGACUUAUCUUGAUGUUGGUCACAAUUUAUUAAAUGGAAGAAUUCCAAGCUUCAUAGGAUGUCCCUCCCUUUUUUUAUUUAGAUGUGUCUAGUAAUCAUUACAUGGUAAUGUGCCAGACAAUUUGGGUCAGCUUUCAAAUCUGGAAUAUCUUGAUUUUUCAUCCAACUCCCUUGAAGGUGUUGUCACUGAAGUACAUUUUCAAAAACUCACCCAACUAUAUUACUUGGAUUUGUCUUUUAAUUCUUUAGUAUUAGAUUUGAACUUCCAUGAGAGAAUCCCUUUUCAGAUAUCAAUUAUAAAGUUACAAUCCUGCAAGCUGGGACCUGGAUUCCCGGUGUGGAUUAAACCUCAUGAAUUUCUUAAUCAUCUUGAUAUUUCCAAUGCUGGAAUAUCAGAUGGCGUCCCUGACUGGUUUUGGGACCUACCAACGGCGUUGCAAUUUCUGAACCUUUCUUCAAAUCAAAUAAAAGGAAUGCUACCAAACAUGGGGCUAACGUUUAGUGGCUCUACCGGAAUGGAUUUGAGUAACAACCAUUUCGAAGGAAGAGUACCCUCAUUGCCUUUUGGAUUAGCCGCAUUAAACCUUUCUGGAAACAGGUUCUCAGGAACACUUUCUUUCUUGUGUGAGAUUGGUCAGUUCUUAACUUUUCUUGACCUCUCCAACAAUUCAUUAACAGGGAGACUGCCUGAUUGUUGGAUGAAAUUCCAAGAAAAGCUAGUCGUGCUUAGUUUAUCAGAUAACAAUCUGUCAGGGGAAAUCCCUUCUUCUUUGGGAUUCUUGCUUAACCUCGAGGCAUUGUCUUUGCGAACAAACAACUUUGUUGGUGAAGUGCCAAUGUCCUUGAGCAACUGCACAAGACUAAGGUUUGUGGAUCUUGGGGAAAAUAAGUUAUCAGGCGUGAUACCAGAAUGGAUAGGGGAAAAACUUUCAAAGUUAUAUGCUCUUGUUUUAGGAUCAAACAGAUUCUACGGGAGAUUACCUUUACAAUUAUGUUGGUUGUAUAAUCUUCAAGUCCUUGACCUGUCGAAUAAUGGAUUGUCAGGUAAUAUUCCUAGGUGCUUUAAUAACUUCACAUCUAUGGCUAGAAAAGUCUUUAAAGAUGAUUUAGGUACACAUUCUUAUUCCACUUUUGGUGGAAGAAUCCCCGGAAGGAACCCAGCUCCACGGGCUUGCAGGUCUAUUAUUAAUUGUCGUAGAUUGCAAUUCCGAGAAACUAACGAGGCCCAGUAUUCGGACAAUGCAUGGGUUGUAUGGAAAGGAACAGAACGAUUAUUCGGAAGGAGUGGUCUGCAGCUACUGAAAAGCAUUGAUCUGUCAAGAAACAACUUAUCUGGAAAAGUUCCUCAUGAGAUCACUAGUCUUUAUGAACUGAUCUCGCUAAAUCAUUCUAUGAACAAACUGCAUGGGGAAGUCCCGAAAGAUAUGGGUUUGUUGAGACAUCUGGAAUCUCUUGACUUGUCAAACAACGAGUUCUCUGGGCAUAUUCCUUGGAGUUUGGCACAAUUAAACUUUCUAAGUUACCUUGAUCUCUCUUACAAUAACUUGUCAGGAAGAAUACCAAUUGGGUCUCAACUCCAACGUUUCAGUUAUACCUCGUACAGUGGUAACCCUCAACUUUGUGGACCUCCACUUACACCAAGAUGUGGGUUUGCACCUGUUGCUGGAAAGAAAGAUGUUGAAGAAGAUGAAGAGGACUCUUGGAAAUCAUAUUACACAGGUAUGGGUGCUGGAUUUGCUGUUGGAUUUUCAGGAAUUUGUGGUGCUUUAGUUUUAAACCACCGAUGCAGAUAUUUCUUUUUUGCUUUGUUGAGUUACAUAAAGGAUUGGAUAUAUGUAACUACGGUUGUGCAUUUCGGCAAACUUGAAAGAAACUUGAGAAGGUGAGCAUUGUGCAUGCACCAACUUCCAUCAGUUAUGUAGAAGAUGUAUGAUAUGAAAACAAUGGUUUCCUCAAUAAGGGUAUAAUUACCUCAAUGUUUUACAGUAUGGAAUAAGAAGUGUAAUUGCAAAUUGUUGUUAAGUAUUUC
Molecule: messenger RNA, 2738 nt
Organism: Helianthus annuus (common sunflower)
Lineage: Eukaryota; Viridiplantae; Streptophyta; Magnoliopsida; Asterales; Asteraceae
Product: receptor-like protein EIX1
Molecular function (GO): protein binding
Source: RefSeq, a predicted model, not a curated record